AUGGUCCGUAAAUUUGGUUUUCACAGAGAACCUUCAACAGUUGGCUUCAAAGACAACUGCGACAAUAUCAAAUUCACAAAAUGGCUUGAAUCCUGGCUUAAAACUCUUUGCUCUUCUGUAACAAACAAAGUGCUUGUGAAAGAGACCAUGAAGAAAGAUCUCUACAGUCCUGAUUCAAUAAUGCAACUUAGAGACCACAUGUGCAUCACGUUUGAUGCACAAAGACAACACCGAAACCUUCUUAUAUCUUCUGACUGGUCUCCUGCAAAAGAAGUGCCUCCUCCCAUCGUCGCGCUUCGACAGAUGUUUGAAUGUACCAGCUCCAUCCCUUCUGAAAUACUUAAACUAAGUCAUAUUUGCCAGGAGUUGGAGCAUAUAGAGGAUAGUGCUACAAGAGAUAGAAGUACUUCAAUACUGAUGUCGUGGGGAAAGUUAUUAAGAGGAGAUUGA
This is a messenger RNA of Ambispora gerdemannii, 450 nucleotides long. The record is from the annotation of a GenBank genome assembly. Lineage: Eukaryota; Fungi; Glomeromycota; Glomeromycetes; Archaeosporales; Ambisporaceae.